Molecule: messenger RNA, 563 nt
Organism: Eupeodes corollae
Lineage: Eukaryota; Metazoa; Arthropoda; Insecta; Diptera; Syrphidae
Exons: 2
Coding region: 18-497 (159 amino acids)
Source: RefSeq, a predicted model, not a curated record
GAAUCAAUUGAGUCAAAAUGUUUUCUUCACCAGCAGUUGUUGUAAGUGCUUUUUUGUUACUUGCUUGUGUUUUUUCAACAACACUUGCUAAUCCAGCUAAAAAUCAAACCCUCGUCGAAAUUAUUACCAUCGAUGAUGCAUCAAAACUUAAGGAUAUUUCAAAAGGGGCCGAAUUGAUACCUAUGAGUCAAGAUCGCGACACUAAAGGUGUGAUUCGUUAUACCUUGGGAAACCGUUCUUCAGGUGAUAGACUUGUUUCUCAGGCAUCUGAUUCAGUAUCUUGGAAUACACCACAAAGUGUUCAACUGCGUUUGGAGUAUCCGGCGAGUGGCACUGGAGCUGUUAUUACUCAUGUCCAAAUUGAUGUAAAUCAAAGCUCAAACAGUGGACAGGCUUAUGUUAUAGCAGGAGGAAUUGGCCAGCGAAGAAUUGUUAUUAUUGUUGAAGCUUACAAUACCUACUAUUUUAGUUACGUAUCAAACAUUUACGGAAUCUAAUGAAAUUCGAAAAAAUCUUUCGUGAAUAUUGAAAUAAAACGCGUUGACAAUACCCACAAGUUUAAA